GGCGCGAGGGGUGCCGGCGCGCGGGCGGCCUCCCGCCUUCCCCUCUCCCCGCGCGCAGCCAGAGCCCAGCGUCUCCGGGAGCGCGGGCGCCCGCCCGCCUCCCCGUGCGCCCCGGCCCGCGCCGAGACCCCGGGCGCCGAGCGGCGAUGAAUGCGACCUUCCUGAACCACAGCGGCCUGGAGGCGGCGGGCGCCUUGGGCGGCAGCGGCGGGGCCGCCCUGGGGAACCGCAGCCACGGGCUGGGCACGUGGCUGGGCUGCUGCGGGGGCGGGGGGGAGGGUGGCGCGCCGCUGGCCGCCAGCGACGGGGUCCCCGCGGGGCUGGCGCCCGACGAGCGCAGCCUGUGGGUGUCGCGCGUGGCGCAGAUCGCUGUGCUCUGCGUGCUGUCGCUCACCGUGGUCUUCGGCGUGUUCUUCCUGGGCUGCAACCUGCUCAUCAAGUCGGAGAGCAUGAUCAACUUUCUGGUGCAGGAGCGCCGGCCUUCCAAGGACGUGGGCGCCGCCAUCCUGGGGCUGUACUGAGGCCGCCCCGGCCCGCGCACCGCCAGCCCGGCCCUCAAGCAGACGAGAAGGGAGACCAGGACCCUCGUGCCCCGCGCGGGCUCUGCCGCCGCCGGGCCGGCCGCGCGAGGGACAGCCACGGACCUCGGGCCCCCUCCCCCCGCCAGGACCGGGACACCGCGGGACUCGGGGCCGCGGCGCGGGGAGGGACAUCCACACCCGGCUGGCCCUGUGUGCGCCUCGGCGUGGCUGGGUGGGAGAGGUCGUGCGAGGCCGCCCGGGGCCGAGGUCACGUGCGUGGGAGUUUGGGGUGUCUGGAGGUGGGGCGGGGUGGGGGAAGUCGUUGGAGAAUCCGAGUCGCUGAGCUUGUUGGCCUGAUUUAGCUUUUGAAAAGAAACCUUGUGAUAAAACUGCAGCCUUCUGGCUUCCGGCGGCUUCCCACCGGCA
Molecule: messenger RNA, 947 nt
Organism: Zalophus californianus (California sea lion)
Lineage: Eukaryota; Metazoa; Chordata; Mammalia; Carnivora; Otariidae
Gene: RPRML
Product: reprimo like
Source: RefSeq, a predicted model, not a curated record